AUGCUCCCCCGUCUGGCUCAACAGCCCGCCCCCCUGUCGGACGUGGCGACCGACAACGACGGGUCUGCCAUCGUGCCCGUGGACGCGUGGCUGUCUGCACACGCCAAGGCGGACGACUUCCCGGGCAUUUUCGCGUGCUACGACAGCCAGAAGUCCCUGCAGUACGUGGGCCACUCCGACGCGGUCAUCCGCGCGGUGUGCGACACGUGGGAGCGCACGGAGGACGUGCUCGCUUACGUGCGCGUGCAAGCGAUCAAGAACCACGCGAUGGCCACGGAGAGCGUCCGCGAGUCGCAGGCGCGCGCCUGGAUCAACGAGGCCGGCACGACGCCGCCGGGCAACGGCACCGACAAGCGCAUCUGGAUGGGCCCCUCAGAGUACCUCUCGGACACCGAGGUCGAGGGCGCGGAGCCGGAGGAGCGGCCGCGCGUGAGCCCUUUCUUGCAGGCCGCCGCGCAUCGCUCCAUCGCCAACGACGCCUCCGACGACGAGGCCCCCGUCCUGACUGCCGACGCCGCCGACGAGGUCCUCGAGGAGGUCCGGCCGUUCCUGCUCGCGGACGGCGGCGACGUCGAGGUCGUCAAGGUGCAGGACGGCAACGUGUACGUGGAAAUGCAAGGCAACUGCGGGUCGUGCUCGUCGAGCGAAGCCACGCUGCGCAUGGGCAUUGAGCGCGCGCUGCGGAGCCGGUUCGGCGACCAGCUCCGCGAGGUGAUCCAGGUGGCGACGGAGGACCUCGGGACGUCGGCGGACGGCGUCAACGCGCAUCUCGACGGCCUGCGCCCGGCGAUCAAGGCGUACGGCGGGGAGGUGCGCGUGCUCGAGGUGCUCGAGGGGCGCUGCACGGUGCUGUACACGGGGCCCGUGACGAUCGCGGCGGGCAUCCGCGCGGCGGUGAAGGACCGCUUCCCGGACAUCGUGGAGGUGGUGUUCCAGGACGAGAGCGGCGCGCCGGUCGAGGUGAAGUGA
Molecule: messenger RNA, 969 nt
Organism: Pedinophyceae sp. YPF-701
Lineage: Eukaryota; Viridiplantae; Chlorophyta; Pedinophyceae
Source: the annotation of a GenBank genome assembly